This is a messenger RNA of Eriocheir sinensis (Chinese mitten crab), 4649 nucleotides long. RefSeq names its product nuclear pore complex protein Nup160-like (gene Nup160). The coding region runs from base 221 to 4363 and encodes 1380 amino acids. Gene Ontology annotation, cellular component: nuclear pore. The record is from RefSeq and is a predicted model, not a curated record. NCBI's taxonomy places the organism in Eukaryota, Metazoa, Arthropoda, Malacostraca, Decapoda, Varunidae. Gene Ontology annotation, molecular function: structural constituent of nuclear pore. The transcript has 18 exons.
UCCGCGACGCGCCAUGUGUGAAAACAAAACAAUCAAACCCGCGCCGCCGGGCACCUUCCAGCGCCAACGGCCCCGCGUGUGUGUGCCGCUUUUGACAGGCUGAGGAGGCGACUGUGUGCCCUGGUUCGUGUGUGUGGAAACCUGUCAUCCAUUCAUGCGGUCCAGACGUGAAGAGAAGGCAUAGCAGCACAGGAGCAAGGCGUGAGAAGAGGACCUAGACAUGGCGGGUCAGCUGGGCCUUCGCGAGGUUCAGCCAGACCAGUCGGCGUUGCUGCACUGGAGGAACAUUACCAUUGACACGGGUGCGGCCCAGAGCACCCUCCAGGACAUCAAGGUGCCGGAGUAUGGAGGGGGCUACGCCUUCAGCCCUGUGUGCCCCGCCACUCGCAACCGGUACCUCUUCUGGCGGGUGUGUCACGACCUGGUGGAGCUCUGGGAGGAGAGUCUGGACCAGGACUUCAUCAGCAACCAUGUGCAGCUCAGGUUUGCUGACACCCCUGUGCUAGAGGGGCUGAGUGUUCACGAGACAAGGCAGCAUGUGUUCAUCCUGCUGGCCACUGUGUCCUCUGUGCACAGGUUUCGUCUGCCCCACCCCCAGGCCUUCCAGCAGGGAAACAAAGGCCGUCCUCAGUCCAUCCUAAGUGACCUGACCUUUCAGUCUCUCAAAGACUGCCAUCACCUGCACAUCCUCAACAGCAGUGCCACAGGAGAGGGUCUGCCACAUACUGCUAGUACCCAUCUUGUGCCUGGCGAGGGCAUGGCGGUGUUCGUGCUGGGCCAGGCAGAAGGAACACUCACAGUGGUCAGGAUGUCAGAUCCGCCAUUGGGGGUCACCUCGCACACCAUCAAAAACACCUCCAUUGUUAACAGAUUCUUCACAGGCUUUGUCCCAGGAAUGUUCAGGGGAGGAGUGGAAGGCUGUGAGACAGUGAGUAGCAUGGUGGUGGGAGAGGUGGCUGCCGGGGAGGUAGUGGCCAUUGGGGUGUGUCGGGAUGCAAGGGUGCGGGCUUGGUGCUGUUCUCGCCUCCAGUGUGUGCUGCACCACGAUGCCUUAGAGAACACCGCAGAGGCUGGCCGCAGGCUGACGCCUGGGGCCCAGCGUCACCAGGUGAGGAAGGCAGGCGAUGGAGGAAACACUCUAGUGGCGGUGUUCCUCACCUUCGCCGAGAAGCACCUGUUGUUGCUGUACCGGCCCAACAUGGUGCAGGGACAGCUCUCCCUGACGCACCUCAAGACCCUCUACCCACCCCAGUAUGACCUGGUGGACAUGAGCCUCACCCACACCCAUUUCUGGACACUGUGGACAGACUCCUCCAAUGAGACACAGCUGCUGUAUGCUGCAGUAGAAAGUGGGGAAGAGAGCCAGCAGGAGCCUCCUGGCCUUUGCUCAGUGGUUCUGGAGCCUUUGCCAGAGAAAGAGGUGCCCAUCACUGAUCCCUUCCUAGACCUACGUGAAGUGUACCUACGGGAGCUUUUUGUCCCCAAUCGCUUCUCAGCACACACCCUCCGCAAGGCCCUGGGAAUUUACAGGCGUAGCAUUGACCUGGCCAGCCUCGGGGACAGAGGAAUGGCAAGGCUCCAGGAGGAGGUAGAAAUGGCUCUGCGGGAUGAGGUGGAGGCCAGAGUGAGCUCAGCAUUAUCUGAGGAGGAGGUGAUGCAGGUGACUCAUGAAGUUUGGGCCACCUUCUACUCCCACACUCUGCAGUACCACCUGGUUGGGCAAAAGCCUGUGGGUGUAGUUGGAGGAGUGGGUGUGGUGCGGAAACAAGUGGUGUCAUGGGUGAGGCCUGUGGAUGUGGUGGAGGUGAUGGCCAUGCUGCCCCUCGAGGAGGUGAGGAUGGGGGCACUGGCUGAUGUUGUUGGAGAGGACAGUGCAGCCGGCCUAGUCAGCCUGGUUCGCCCUCUACGACUUUUGCACCAGGCCCUGCCACCAGAGCAAGAGGCAGCCUUUUCCCUUGACCUGUACCACCUUCAGCCCCCAGAUUGCCUUGCUGAGGCCCUUGCCUCUUCUCUCCUGGCCCAUGAUGCUGCCCUCUCAGCAGCCCUUAGUCGUCACCUUGCCAGCCUCCCUGGUAUUGUGUCUGCCCUCUGGGCCUACCUUCAUGCUCUACAGUUAGACCUUGGUCUUCCAGAUGCUCUAGCCCAGGGAGAUAGUGGGGCGUGCUCUAGUGGGGCAGUGUCUGGGCUGCUGGCAGGGCGUUCUGGGGCUGCUGUCGUGGGUGCUGUUGUGGGACAGGUAGCACAUGUGAGAUUUCAGCUGUGUCGAGACCUGCUGGUAUUACAACAAGCUGCUCUGCAGUUGCCGCAGUCUUGUUUGCCUGUGGAUGCAGCUGCCACCAUUCGAUCCACACUCCUACCCAAGACAGCUCUUCUCACUCAAGCCUACAUGGCACUGCUGCACUUGGCCACUGCUCCAUCAGAGCGUCCCACCCAGGCCACCUUGGAGACAGCCCGUCGCCAGCUGGCUGUCCUCACGUUUGGCUCCAGCCCGUCCCUCCCCACACAGGCCCGCCCUGCAACUGUCCUGGAACUGUUUUACCUGGGCAAUGGUGGUGAUGAGUCACGGGCCCUGGCCUGGCCAGCCCUAGAGCAGGUGUGGAGCAUGUCUCCUGACUGGGCCACACUGGUCAUGCCUCUGGCCAUAACACUGGCUCAGUUGGCCUGGCCCAUCAGCCGCUGCCUUCUGCUGUUGGAGUGGAUGGUGUGGGCCGGUCAGCACUCAGCAGUACAACAGUAUGUCCGUCUCCUUCAGCCGUGGUGUGAAUGGAACAGCUUUUCUCGUAAGUUUCUUUUGGGAGUGUCGCUGCUAAACCAGGGAGAAGCAGCAAAAGCAGCCCAGUUGUUAAUUGAAGCAAUGGAAGGAGUGGUGAGUGAAGACUUUUUAGGGAUGCAGGUGGCUGGUGGUGCCUCAGACACACCCUCUGAUCAGUUGCGCAUCACAUACUGCCUGAGGGUGGUGCGCCUUUUGGAGCAGGCCGGACAGCCAGCGCUAGCCCUGCAGGCAGCCCAGCAGGGGGUGGCCAUGGCUGGCCCUCAGGAGCCUGCCCUAGCUGCUUUGUACUCAGUGGUGUUCAAGCAUGAACUGGAUCUCCACCACCAUGACGAAGCCUUCACUGCCCUGCUGGCCUGUCCUGACGCACAGCGGCGCCGUGACUGUCUGCGGCAGCUGGUGGUGGCUCUCCAUGACCGCAGGUGCCUGGAGACCCUGAUUGGAUACCAGUAUGGGGGCCUAGAGGGGGAGGUGGUCACCAUCUUGGAGAACCGUGCUCGCUCUGCUGACAUCCUUCUCAACAACUAUUACCACAUUCUCUAUGCCUUCCACGUGUCUAAGCACAAUUACAAGAAAGCGGCAAGUGUGAUGUACGAGUGUGCGUUGCGCCUCAACGUGGAGGGUGUGAGGGAGAAGGGUGUGCGGCAGCAGGGCAAGUGCUAUCUGGCUUGCCUUAACUGUCUCCAGCACAUCCCCCAGCAGGAGGCCUGGAUAGUGAGGCCUCUUACUGCCCAAUUCUCAGAAGACACAUCCAGCUUCCCCAGUAAAGGUGAAGGAGUGAGCCCCAAGAGGAGCAGUGAGGGUGACCCAGUAGCGCCCCCAAUGCCCCGCUGCCGCCCUCAAGUCAAGGUUCUGGAGCUCACCCACAUCCAGCGAGAGUAUGAGCUGGUCCACGCCCGCCUCCUGCUGCUCAAGGCACUGCCCGAUGUGCCGCUCUCUGGAGGUCCCUUGAAUCCUGCUGACACAAUCAGCCUCCUGACACAUGCCAAGCUGUUCCGAGAAGCAGUACAACUAGCAAGGCUGUUUGAGCAGUCUGUAGAGCCCAUUCUGAAGGGUCUAGCACACACAUGCCUCAAUUCUCCGAUCGUGCAGCCGCCCACUCUUGAGGACACCAGUAGAGAGGGAGAUGAGAGGACAGUAUGGUGGAAGAUGUUGAAACAACUGAUAGAGCAAGAAGAAAAGGGCAGUCAGUCAGUGCUUCAUUAUGCUGUUGCCUCUGCCUUACUGCAGCACUCCACAUUGCUACCAGCCUGGCUAGUCACCUCAUACAAGACUCGCAACUGUGGUGAACUGCUGCGCCUUUAUGUGACCCACGGCCUGCUGGAGGAGGCGGUGCGGCUGGCAGUGCAGUACCUGGAUGGAGUGUUGGGCCAGGGCACACGCCAGGUUGGGUUGAGUACUGCAUUACAUGCAGCAGCCCCUCCAGUGUGGCUACCAUACACUGCCUUGGACAAGUUGCUACUUGAGCUCGGUGAAGUACAGCACAAUCAAUAUUACAGAAAGUUACGAGAUGACUUGAUGCGAAAAUUAGAUCUCUACAAGCAAGAACUGGUGCAGGUUUCCCACAAUCGAGUGGUUCUCCUUCAGGCUUGAGGAAAAUGUUAUGGUUUGUCACUGUCAUGUAAUCAUCCCCUUGAGCCUAGAAAGAGUAACAUAAAUGGUAUACUUCUGAUAGAGUACUUUUCUACCUUGAAAUUUCCCAUUACAUCUCUUCAUAAGAGUAACAGUUGGCUGUUGUAUUUUUUUAUUUCAAUAAAUCGAGCCAAGUCACAUGAAAAAUUAUAAGAAAAAUAUUUUUUUUUUUUUUUUAUUAGUUUCAAGCUCAUAGGAUGAAUCUAAUAUUAAUGUAAUGCAUAAUGUUUUUUAUUGUAAUCAGCGU